Molecule: messenger RNA, 3485 nt
Organism: Cherax quadricarinatus
Lineage: Eukaryota; Metazoa; Arthropoda; Malacostraca; Decapoda; Parastacidae
Source: RefSeq, a predicted model, not a curated record
GAGCUGCAGCUCAGCCAGUUGUUGCUCACACGUCGGGGGAGGUGGACGUGUCGCCGCCACGCUGACUAAACCUUCUUAAUUGGGGGGAAAAAAUAAACACUCGAAGAUAUUUUAACUAUAAUAUUUUUUUUGAUGUUAAGGGUAGCUACUUAAGGAUGGUAGAGCCAGUCGCGCGUGGGAGUGCGACAGUAUGGUGGCACCAUGGUUAUGGUAUCCGAUGUUGGCUGUGAGGUGUGUAGUAGACGACUGACGUGGGAGAGAAAAAUCUGCUAUUUACUACAUACACCAAGACAAUUAAGAACUCAAUACUCACUCUUCAUCACCUCGAAUCUCACUAUUUAAACGCAAGAGUUAAGUUAAAUGUGGUCGAGUAGAGGGUGCGUGUUGUUAAAACUGAAAACUCUAGAGUGUGUCGGGUAACUGGUCUUGUGUGUAACACCCUGAGCUGUGAGUGGGGCAAGAAGACGCUUGGUGUUGUGAUCUACCUGCUGAAGCUUCACUCUCUUGUACACAUCAUGGAGAGAGCAGCUGUAACCUGAUACCUUUGAGGUGCCACAUUAUUCUUAAACACAAUGAGGUGAAGCUCUUUAUUACGGCUACCCAUACAAUUGACGUUCUUACUUUUUUUUUUCUCCGGUUGAAAGAUUCUUGUGAGUGGUUGGAGGGUGGUGGUGAGUGCCUGACUCACAGCUUCUUGUGACACUGUGCCAGACAAGGAGACGCUUGAGCUGACUCACUCGCCCUCACCACACACUCACACCUCACCUCACCCUCUAGUCUAGGGAAACCCAGACAGCGUGGAGAGAGUCCCUAGCUUCCAACAGUGUCGCUACUGUGUGAAUUGCACACUGUAACUGGUCCUCGUUGACGCUUCGUAGCUGUUAUGAAAAGGUUUACAUAUGGUGAUCAGUUUUAGUCGAAUAUAUAGUGUGGUAUGAGGAGAGUGCACAGGCUGGAAGUGGCAGGACCAAGAGCUACGAACUACCCUUCCCACCUCGUUCCGAAACUUUAAAGACGUGAAAGACUGCUCCUUCUAACGCCGUAACCUCCAGCCAUCUAGCACCACCACGCUGUACCACCCACUAUCAAUAACCACUAAGUGAUUUGGGCUAAGAGGACCACCGCCACCCCCACACACCGCAAACACCACCACACCCUAGUAAGGAUACACGACAGAAGCUGUUAGCCGACACAGCAACCACUCCAGGGAGAGAUAACUGAGUGUAUCCGCAAAGAGCCAACCGUCAAUGCUUUAGUGUGUAGCUGUCUCAUAGUGGUCAUUGUGGUUAGUGGUGGAGGACGUGUUAGUGGAGUCUGGAGCCUCUUGUUGCUCUACGCUUGCGUAUUCCCUAACAUUUCAGAAACAAACAUUGGUGGAGACUUAGAUAUUCUGUAUACACACGACUGAUGUUACAUUUGUCUUAAUAAUGUCACAAAUGAAAUAUAGAACUUUAUCCUUAAAAACUGACAAAGGUAAUGAAAGAGAAUAUAUCAAUUAAUAUAUUAGAUAAGUAUAUAUUUUGUAUAGGAUUAAGAUGAAUUUUUUGGUGUGGAAGUACUGAGUGUGUAGCGAGCUGAGGAGCCAGACAAGUACAUAUUCGCUCCUACAUUAUACUAGUCUGCUUAUUUAGAUGGUAACGUAAGAUAUACAUUAUAUGUGCACAAGAUUAUAAACUAUAUAAUAUGCUUUUAGUAAGAGGUCUUUGCGCUAGAUAUUUAUGUUUCAAGCACGCAUCAUCUUGGUAAUUGCAACUUGUAUUAACACACGAGAUCCAGAAGGUAAAAUUAAUCAAGAGAGGACACCGUAUAUAUGAAAAUAGUUGGAGGGACCGGGAAGCACAAGAUCUCGCCUCGACGUUUUCUACAGCAAGGUACAGUCACGUAGCUACAGGAGCUGAGAAGAACCAGCCUCCUUUCAUCUCCCCUCACCUGCAAGUCCUCACCUACAGGGAUACAAGGAUAGAGCGAGGGUACUUAGGGGUCACUUCAGUGCCUGUGUAAACCAUCACCCAAUAUUGGUGGUGAUCGUCACGAUGAAAUUGUCUGGGAUCCUCUGUGUGGUCGUCGUCUUGGUCGUGGUUGGUGUACUCACCAGCGGGGCUCAGGGUCUCAUGUUCCUGCCGUCUUUGGGUGAUCCUUGCAGCGACAACAUUGACUGCACCAGCGGGUGCUGCCUCAUGACCGGACAUAGGCACCGACGGCCCAUAGGCGUAUGUCAGUCUCUCAGACAGAUUGGCGAGUACUGUGCUCCAGGGACCCGCCUGAGGAACUACUAUGGCUCACGGGUAUACACGUACUCUUGCCCCUGUGGUGCAGGACUCACUUGUAAGCCCAAGUGGUCAUCCAUGCUCUAUGGUCGGAGUGUGAUGGAAGAUCCAAAGUGUAUGCCAGAAACUAUGCAUCCAUAUGUCCUAGCAAUGAAGGGUUAUGGUUACAACAUGAACAACAGACACACAAAUUCAAUUAAUAUUGUUCCUGCUGAGUAAUGUCUUAAAAUGAAGAAACAGUGGGUGUACACAAACAAAAGUAUCCUUGAAAGACAGUGAUGUCUGCUGCAUUUAUGAGACUUGCAUAUAUAGAUAUAUGCAGUUGCUGUAUAUGAAAUAUGCACUUAUAGUAAAGGUAUGGUAAAAACAUUUUCAGGUACUAUGUAUAUUUGAAUGAGUCAAAAUGCACAUCCUUAUACAUAUACUUACUGUACAGUGUAUCACUUGUACGUUAAAUAUUUAUUAGUAUAAAAAACAUUUAUCUUAAAAUUACUAUUUAGUGCACUUUAAACUGUCCAAAUGUAGAUCUACGUUCACAGGCAUAGAGCUACAUUUUUUUUUUUUUACAUAAAGCAUGUAAAAUUGAACGUAGAUCUACAUUUGGAGUGCUACACACGUGAACGUAGAUCAACAUUUGGACAGUUUAAGGGUUAAAUUACUUCUACCAAGUCUUGCAUUUUGUUAAAUUACCUUUUCAUAGGUCUGUUUUUAAGUUUGUAUGUUUAGUAUACAUUUUUAUCUGGAGAAAAUUUCACUAAUACAAAAUAGUUCUUUCAAUGAUUAUGGAGAUAUUAAUCUACUCUCCUUGCCAUUUUAGUUCCUGCCUCCAAGUGCCUUGAAUUCAGAUUCCAGCAUGCAUUGGGAAAAUUUUAAUUGUGGCUUCAAGAAACAAGCUCCAGUAGUUGGUAACUUGAUCCUGGUAAAUGUCAUACAGAAUUAUAAUCAUAGUGUUAAACCCACAGGCAUCAUUCAGUGCUGUAAGAUAAUGGGGCCAGAAAUAUAAGUAGCAGUCAUUUAGAAGCAGCUACUUUUUGAUCACUUGAUGUAAAUGGUAAUGACUGUAAAUUGGAACUAGUUAAUGUCUCAGUGUAAAAAUAAAGAUAUUUUUGAUUAUACAGUACCUCUGAGCCAUUGGAAAUGAGCUAUAUUUUCAUAUAUACUGUAAUUAUAACCUCCUUGAACUUGUACUGCAUUUUAAUUAAUAAAAGCACAAAACUG